Molecule: messenger RNA, 861 nt
Organism: Mercurialis annua (annual mercury)
Lineage: Eukaryota; Viridiplantae; Streptophyta; Magnoliopsida; Malpighiales; Euphorbiaceae
Product: pentatricopeptide repeat-containing protein At3g22470, mitochondrial-like
Exons: 6
Coding region: 1-861 (286 amino acids)
Molecular function (GO): protein binding
Source: RefSeq, a predicted model, not a curated record
AUGAAUCAGACCAUAUUUCUGUUUGGUGACAUUUUGGUGAGUUACCAUCAAAAUAGAGCAUUUUGGUCAGUUCCAAUCAAAAUAGAUGGAUACUGUCAGCAGAUGCAAUUCAGGACUGAUGUUGUGACUUAUACCAUCAUGAUUAAUGUGUACUGCAAAAACAAAAGGAUAGAUGAUGCAAAGCAACUUGUUCAGGAAAUGCAUCAUAAAGGAAGGCUUGUGGAUGGACAAGAGCUUUUCAAAAACAUCCGCCGUGCUGGCCCUUCUUCAGAUAUAGUAACUUAUGCUAGUAUGACACAUGGCUUUUGCAAACACGGGUAUUAUGAUGCCGCGUUGGCUCUUUUCAUGAAAUUGAGAGGACUAGGAGGCUUAAAAUAUGCAAAAGAUUUGUUUUUUAGACUUUCCAUUCAAAGAUUACAGCCUGAUGCUUAUACAUAUACUUCACUACUCGGUGGAAUUUGCAGAGAAGGAUUAUUAAAUGAAGCACACCAGGUCUUCAGGAAAAUGGAAGAGGACGGCUGCUUUCUAAAUGAUUGCACUUAUAAUGUGAUUAUCCAGGGAUUUAUCAGGCACAACGAUCUUCAACGGGCAAGACAACUUAUUGUCGAAAUGGUCGCUAAGGGGUUUUCUGCAGAUGCCACCACAACUUCCUUGAUAAUAGUAGUAGCUUUUGAUCAUUCAGCUCAUUGCAGUUCUUGGUUUUCCCUGCACGUCAAGAUGGGGACUGUCGUCUGUGAAAUGCUACGAUUUCUUGUGAUGCACAUAAUGGGGGAGAUGUAUGUUAAAUGUUGCAGUGUUGAUGAAGCAUCGCCAGAGUCUGGUAGGAUGGCUCGAAAAGAUGUCGCAAGAAUUUCUAAAUAA